Molecule: messenger RNA, 429 nt
Organism: Salvia splendens (bonfire salvia)
Lineage: Eukaryota; Viridiplantae; Streptophyta; Magnoliopsida; Lamiales; Lamiaceae
Product: E3 ubiquitin-protein ligase MBR2-like
Exons: 6
Coding region: 1-429 (142 amino acids)
Molecular function (GO): ubiquitin protein ligase activity
Source: RefSeq, a predicted model, not a curated record
AUGCUGUGCCUCCUCAACCUUGUACUGCUACAAGUCCUGUACCAGUUCACUGUACAAAGUCAUCUGGGGGUUCAUCUCGAGAGUCGAAUGCUCUUCAAGGCCUUAGAAGAAUCAUCUGGUCAGGACAGACUGAUUCAUGAGAAUCAGCUCCCCUUUUCAUUUCAGGAGAUACGAGGCUUGAUCUUAGCGAGCCUGCGUUGCCAUGGGAGUACUGGACUGAGUGAGGAAAUGAUUCGAGCCUCUAUGAAAGAGCGGAAGCACGGAGCCUUGGAGUCAGUGGAACAAUGCUGCAUCUGUCAGGAGGAUUAUGUUGAUGGAGAUGAUCUCGGGAUAUUGGAUUGUAAGCACGAGUUCCACAUCGAGAAAUGGUUGCUACUGAAGAACAGAUGCCCAAUUUGCAAUAGAAAAGCCAUGGAAAAUGUAAAUUAA